This is a messenger RNA of Nerophis lumbriciformis (worm pipefish), 1008 nucleotides long. The record is from RefSeq and is a predicted model, not a curated record. NCBI's taxonomy places the organism in Eukaryota, Metazoa, Chordata, Actinopteri, Syngnathiformes, Syngnathidae.
AUGUCCAAGUUCAUCACCCGCUUGGGCCCUGUCGACUUCAGGUAUGGCGGCCAACACGAACUGAUCCACUCGCUCAAGUUAAUCCACACUGCGUCGUUUGAAAUUGCAAACUUCCCAGAAUACUUGAGUGUGGGUUACGUUGACGGCGUUCCCAUUUCACACUACGACAGCAUAAGCAGGAAAUGGGUUGCCAAACAGGAGUGGAUGAAGAAAAUCACAGCCGAGGAGCCACGCUACUGGGAGAGACAGACACGGAUCAAUAUUGAUAAUCAGCAGACCAGCAAAGAUAAUAUUAAAACUCUUCAACAGCGCUUCAACCAAACGGGAGGUCUUCACAUGAUCCAGCACAUGUCUGGCUGCCAGUGGGACAAUGAGACCGACCAGGUGGAUGGUUGGUUUCACAUGAGUUACAACGGUGAAGACUUCAUAUGGUUUGAUUGGAAGGGACUGAGAUGGAUCGCCUUCCAGUCGCAAGCUAUUAUCACCAAAAACAAGUGGGACCGAGAAGAGGGCUAUAAUGAAUUCUUGAAGUUCUACAUGACUGAGGAAUGUCCUUCUUACCUGAAGAAGUUCGUGAGCUAUGGGAGGGACGUCCUGAUGAGAACAGAGCUUCCGCGCGUCUCCCUGCUGCAGAAGACUGUGGGGUCACCAAUCACAUGCCACGCCACAGGUUUUUACCCGAAGACGGCCGUCCUCUUCUGGAGGAAGGAUGGCGAGCAUCUGGAAGAGAAUGUGGAGAGUCACGACAUGUUACCCAACCACGACGGGACCUUCCAGACUAGCACUCAGCUUCUCGCGCAAGAUGAGGGCGCUCGCUACGAGUGCGUCUUCCAGCUGGACGGCGUCCCGGAGGACAUCGUCACCCCGCUGGACUUCGCCAAGGUGUUGACGCGAGAAAGGAGGAAGACAGAGGUGGCCAUCGCCGUCCCCUUGGUCCUCCUCUCUCUUGCUGCCGCUGUCGCACUCUUUGCCGUCAAGCGCAAACGAGGUGCCAGAUGUCAAGCCUGA